AUGCAGCAGGCUAUUGACUAUCUCCUGAAAGUACGACCACAGCUGAGCUCUCUAGUUGCGAGAUAUAAUAUCAGUAGUCAUGAAGUUGGCACUGAGAAAGAUUCUGGCCCUCUUCGGGAUCAAUGGAUGCAACAACGUAGAGCUCUAAUGAUUGGGCUCACAACAAUGCAGGAGAAUUUCAUUGUGUUGAUUGAAUAUCAGCGUAAGAGAAUAUCGAAAGAACAGUCAUUAUUUCAACUUUGCAACUACUACUUAACUUUUCUCGAAUACGUGCUGAAGUGUUUUGAGCACGGGGAGAGGCUAUUGAGAGCAUACCCAGAUGCGCCUAAGAGGAAAGUAGAAAUGGGAAUGCUGAUGGAUUAUGCGCCCUCAAAUUCUACAGCAAUCGCGGAUACAAUGGUCAAAGUUCGUGAAAAGGAGAUAGCAGAACUUAGGUUAGCCAUAACCUCUGUCAAGCUAUUUCAUAAUACUGUUAAGCUGCUGAGGAACCGUCUAAGAACCGGCGAUACUAUGGCAGAUCGUGUUCCACGCUUACUACCAAUUGUCCAGGCUGUCAUUUCGCAACACCGAGCCGCCCAGAAAGACCUAAACUCAACUUCAUUUGGAUCAAGCAUUUAUGAUACGCCGACCAGUAGUGAAAAUGUUGCGACGGGAGGAAGCAGAUUUAAAAUUUGUCGGUUUCAUUUGAGCAAUCAGAAAUUUUUUGCCUUUUCAAUAAUUGCUGUGGCUGGUAUUAUUCUUGCACUGGUACUUAUUGUUUCUUCUGUACUAGCCACAAUGGAUUCAGAAAGAAAAAAUGUUCUUGAAAUGUGGAGAGUCCUUGUGCUAACGGUAUUUGUUCCCCUUGCUCUUUGUGGUGAUGUAAUCUCUAUCAAAAAGGACAAUAGAGAGGAUAUAUUUAAACAUCCUAUGACCAUGGUUAAAUACUAUGCUCCUUGGUGUGGCCAUUGUAAAGCCCUUGCACCGCAUUAUGAAUCAGCGGCAACCGAGCUUAAAGGCGUAGUACCACUUCAUGAAGUGAAUUGUGAUGAGGACAGGGAAUUGUGUGAUGAAGCUGAUGUUCGAGGAUUCCCCACGCUAAAAGUAUACUCCUAUGGCAAUCACAUUGACGAUUAUAAUGGACCACGAACUAAAAAGGCCCUGGUGGACUUUAUGCUUGAGAAAACCCUACCUCCAGCAUCUGAGGUUGAUGCCGAUAAGCUCAAGCAGGUCCUUGAUAGCAAUGACUACACAGUUAUCCUUCAAUCCAAGGAAUCUUCUGAAACUGAUGAGUUCCAAAAUGUCGCCAGAAAGUUGAUCAAAUAUGCCAAAUUCUUCUACAUUAAGGAUAAGCUCCUUGAUUCAACUGCUGAUAGUAUUGUUAAACUAAACCGACCUAAAAUCUUUGAGUCAAAAGUGGUGGAAAGGACCCUCACGUAUACUGGCAAGAUAGAAGAGGCUGCUCUGGAGAAAUGGAUUCGUGAUAAUAUUAUUGGUCUUGUUGGUAUUCGUACCGAUAAAUUGGACAGUCUUAUUGGCCUUCCUCAGCUUGUUAUUUACACCCAAGUCGAGUUCGAUCGUAAUCCGUCCAAUAUCCGUUACUAUCUGAAUCGCCUGUAUCAAGCCGCUAAGGAAUCCGAUUCAGAUCUUAAAUAUGCUCUCGCUGACGAUAAAUUAUACGGCUCUGAAAUGGCUAAUAUCGGUAUUGAAAUGUCUGAAAAUACAGCAGUUGCUGCCAUUCGUACCAAGGACGGCGAGCAUUUCGUGAUGGAGAACACUAAAGUCAACGUUGACUCCUUGAAAAAGUUCAUUUCAGACUACGCUGCUAACAAACUUGAGAAAUUUAUCAAGUCCGAACCAAUACCACUUGAACAGACAGCUGUGGUCAAAGUGGUUGGUAAGACAUUCGAAGAUGUUGUCCUCGAUAAAUCCAAAGAUGUCCUCAUUGGAUUCUUUGCUCCGUGGUGCGGCCAUUGCAAAGCCCUGAAACCCAAGUACGAGGAGUUGGCGCAAAAGCUUUCAAAUGAGGAUGUUGUGAUUGCUUCAAUUGAUGCCACUGCUAACACCUAUCCUAAAGAGUUUGCGAUUACUGGCUACCCAUCCCUUUUCUGGGUUCCUAAAGGCAACAAGAUUAAACCUGAGCCUUAUGAUGGCCCACGGGAAGUUGAUGACCUUUUGAAGUUUGUGGCAAAGUCUGCUACUGAUGAACUCCGUGGUUACACGCGCGAUGGUGUUGCCAAACGGGAAGAAUUGUAA
Messenger RNA from Rodentolepis nana, 2235 nucleotides. The record is from the annotation of a GenBank genome assembly. Lineage: Eukaryota; Metazoa; Platyhelminthes; Cestoda; Cyclophyllidea; Hymenolepididae.